Molecule: messenger RNA, 2777 nt
Organism: Emericellopsis atlantica
Lineage: Eukaryota; Fungi; Ascomycota; Sordariomycetes; Hypocreales; Bionectriaceae
Product: glycoside hydrolase superfamily
Exons: 1
Coding region: 344-2566 (740 amino acids)
Biological process (GO): glucan catabolic process
Molecular function (GO): beta-glucosidase activity
Source: RefSeq, a predicted model, not a curated record
CAGCCUGGACUCACCAGUCACCACCCCCUCAUUCUCCUCCUUUCCCCAUUUAACCGACUGCGCAUCGCCUUGAUGACAGUGAUUGAUCCAAACGGGCGACUUCACUUCAUCUCGUUGGUCGAUCGGAAUCUGUCGGCUCUUUUGACCAUGCAUCUUCCCAGCCCGCAGACAAACAUGAUGCGUCCCCAUCGCGGAGUGUCGCCUGACUUGACCUCCAUGUCGUCACCCUCGCACGCACGCCCCUUGAGAUGACUGGCUAAUAUCCGUUGUGUUUCUUCGUAUUUCAGUCACAGCUCACUCACUUGUCAAACCGAUCCUCUGGUCCUUCAAACUUCACGCUUGCAUGCUCCAUCUGCUCCCGAACGCAAGCAUGACGACCUUUACGUUCAACGAUGCAGUCCAGGCUGCGAAGACGUCCCCGUCCGACAUUGAUGCCAUCACACGAAAGCUCUUCGCAUCGCUUACCACAGACGAGAAGCUCGAGCUGCUCGAUGGCGACGAUGACUACUGGCCAGGCUUGCACAACAUGCUCACAGAUGGCUACAAUCGACGCCCAAUCGUCCAUGGCGCCGUUGAUCGUCUGGCAAUCCCCGGCAUUAGAUUCGCGGAUGGCCCCCGAGGCUGCGUUGUCGGCGAAUCAACAGCGUUUCCCGUGCCCAUGGCUCGCGGCGCGACCUGGGACGUCGACCUGGAAGAGAGGAUUGGCGUGGCCAUCGGCAAGGAGGGUCGCGCCCAGGGCGCCAACUUCUUUGGCGGCGUAUGCGUUAACCUGCCCCGACACCCGGCUUGGGGCAGAAUCCAGGAAACAUAUUCAGAGAACCCCAUCCUCCUCGGUGAAUUCGGUGCCGCACUGACCCGCGGCGUCCAGCAGAAUAUGAUGGCGUGCGUCAAGCACUACGCACUCAACUCUAUGGAGAACGCGCGCUUCCAGGUCGACGUGGACAUUGACCUCGACGUGCUGCACGAGGUAUACCUGCCGCACUUUCGUCGCAUCAUCGAGGAGGGCGUGGCUUCAGUCAUGAGCUCAUACAACAGCGUCCGCGGGGAGUGGGCGGGACAGAAUAAGGAGCUUCUGCUCGACAUCCUCAGAGACCAGUGGGGGUUCAAGGGCUAUGUCAUCUCUGAUUUUCUGUUUGGCCAACGCGACGGGCCCCUGUCUCUCAAGAAUGGACUGGAUAUCGAAGCGCCCUUUCGGAAUAUGCGCGGACGAACUUUGCCACAGGCACUCAAGGAGGGAACUGUGAGCGAGGCAGAUGUUAAGCGUGCAGGACUUGUCAUCCUGAGAGGGCAGCUUGAGCAUGCCCUGCGCCGAGAGGAUAAGGAGCCUGACGCCAAGGACGUUGUGUUCUGCGACGAGCACAGAGAGCUCGCCAAGGAAGCAGCCGAGAAAUCAAUGGUCCUGUUGAAGAACGACAAGGUCAACGGCGAGCCCCUUUUACCUCUGAGGAACGUCUCGAAAGUCGCUGUCAUUGGUCGCCUGGCCAACUCCCAGAACACUGGUGACAGGGGCUCCUCAGCGGUACGCUGCCCAAAGGUGGUUUCGCCGUACGAAGGACUCAGGGAUCGUCUGACGGGUACUGAGGUCGUACUGGAUGACUCUGCGGAGAUCGAGUCAUCUCGCAACGCGGCGUCAGGUGCCGAUGUUGCCGUUGUCAUUGUUGGCUACGACUGGCGUCAGGAAGGCGAGCACUGCGUUCCGGCAUUCAACGCCAACACUGGUCUGAAGGAUGUCCUGCCGCCCCUCGACGGCACUGAAGUAGCCCAAUUCACGCACCGGCUUCUUGUGGAUGAAGUGGCUCCCGAGUCACUCCUCGAGGGCGAUGACAACUACGGUCUCGGCGCUGGAGGCGAUCGAUCCAGUUUAAGACUGAACGAGAGGGACGUGGAGAUUAUUCGUGAAGUAACAAAGGCGAAUCCAUGGACCGUCGUUGCCAUCGUCGCAGCUGGUGCCGUCAUCAUGUCUGACUGGGACCACCUGCCGCCUGCUAUCCUGUACAGCUGGUACUCUGGCUGUGAAGGAGGCCACGCGCUCGCCGAUAUUCUCCUGGGCAGAGCCAAUCCUUCCGGGCACCUCCCAUUUUCCAUCCCCCGAGAUGAGAAGUAUUUGCCAUUCUUCGACAAGGAUGCCACAAAGAUUACGUACGACCGCUGGUUUGGGCAGCACCUCCUUGAUCGCCAGGCUGUCAACGCAGCCUAUCCCCUAGGGUUUGGACUGUCGUACACGGAAUUCGCAGUCUCUGGCCUGGAAGUGAGUAAGAGCGAAACCGAUCCAGAUAGUCUGGACGUCAAGGUUGCGGUGAGGAACACGGGCCAGGUGGCAGGACGAUACAUCGCUCAAGUGUACGGCGCCGCCAACGUACCCGAUCGUCCUAGACGCGUGCUCCUUGGCUUCAAGCCGAUCGAACUCGAGGCUAGGGCAGAAGCAGCCAUCGAGAUCACUGCGUCAACGCGACCUUUGCAAAAGUGGGAUGACGGUACUUGGUCGCUGUGGACGCGCCACGUUGAAAUUGAGGUCGGAAAUUACUCGGGCUCGGAGGCCAGCGUCAAGAAGAGAAUACAGCUGUGAUAGUCUGUACCAACAUUGAUAGCUUACGCAUGGCUGUUUGGCCGCUUCCAGUGUUUGAGGCUGAAGCUCAGUACCUGGGUCCUGCAUGUCCAGGGUCGCAUUCAUUCCGCAUGGGGUAGUUGUUGGUGCAUGUAGAACAGUAGAAGAGGGGGCGCCAAGCUCUGCCUCGGCUUGCAACCUCUACCUGACAAUGACGGGCUUCACAUUUACU